Messenger RNA from Drosophila biarmipes, 2212 nucleotides. RefSeq lists its product as uncharacterized. The coding region runs from base 47 to 2002 and encodes 651 amino acids. Lineage: Eukaryota; Metazoa; Arthropoda; Insecta; Diptera; Drosophilidae. The transcript has 2 exons. The record is from RefSeq and is a predicted model, not a curated record.
UCCUUUUCCCUUGGGGCGCCUUGUUUACUUAGUGGCUUCCGCAUCCAUGCUGCCGUCUGUGAAGGAGAAUGUGCCGGAGUUGCUGCUGGAGCCCGCGCGGCUGGCCUUCUGCGCGAACCUCCACCUGGGCCGACAGCAAGAUCGCUUCAACUUCGAAACCACAUUGGUGCUGGCCAGGAACCUCAAGUUCUACGAAUUCCGGCGCAAGGAGCUGGUGCACCACAUUGAUUUGCGGGACACAAAGCUCCAGCAGGUGCGCAGCCAGCUGGAGGGCUACGACGGACCGGUGAGUCCCUUCCUGAUCACCACGAACGCCAGGGAGAGCCUGGACUCCAGCAUGCUGCAGGAUCCGGAUGAGUUGCCCAUUAAAUUCGGGAAGUAUGUGUUUCAGCGGGAGGGCAUCUACCUGCUGAUCCACUGCUGGCAACACCUCGUCGUCCUGCGGCGACCCAAGGAGCACGGCGCCAACUUCGAGCUGGUGGCGCAGCACAACGGUGUGCUGUCCUACCAGAUGGCCGAGGGUCCAAUUCCCUACCAGGCCGUCGUGGAGCUGCGAUUCGCCAAUGGUGAGCGAGAGCUCUGCGAUUUUCAGGAGCCCGCCGAGGAGGGGGAGGAGGAGGAGCAGCCCAGCACGUCCAAGGAGGCCUACGCACUUUCGGAGGAUAUGGAGGCCCGGCUGCAGGAGGUGAACGCCCUCCGAGCGGAGCUCUCCAGCCAGCGAAUGAAAACGCAUGAGGAACUGGCCCUCCUUCAGGACCUCCAGCUCUUCGGCCCGCCCGGCGAGCGUUCCCUGCUCCUCGAGGAGAAGCAGCCGCUCCGGCGGCUCGGCGAUGUAUGGACUCGCGUCUGCGGCGACUAUCUCGUCUGCGGCACCGUGCUGGUCAACAUAAGCGGGAGCCAUCGGCUGAUCAUUGUCAACGAGCUGUAUCCGACGGUCUUUCUGGAGCCCCACAUCGACUUCUGCAUGGAGCACCGCCUGUACGAGCUGCCUCUGCUGCCGAAUGGCCAGCCGCCCGAGGAGAUCGACCAGCUGGCGCAGUUCUGGGCCUGCCAGAAUCAGCACACCAGGCGCCUCAAUUGGCGAGCGGUGCCCAAUGCGAGACAGGUGCCGCCCGAAUCCUCCGUCGCGAUUGUCGUGCGUCUGCGUCUGGUCGAUCUCCUCCAGGCGGAGCAACUGCAGCUGAUAGUGCACUACGAGGUUGGGGUCUCAGCGGACAAGAAGGCGUUCCCUAGGCAGUUGCACCUGAUUGACUUUGACGUGAAGAAACUGCUGGAUGCCACGGAGUCAAUGGCGCCCACCUUUUCGCCCACCACGCUGCACCAGGACUUUCUGGCCGUGAUUAUGACGCACGAGGAACACUGCGCGCUGAAACUAGUGUUCCAGGAUGCCAAAGAUUGCAAAAAGUUCGAGCAGCAGCUGGUCUCCAAGCUGCAGUUUGAGGUCUUAGAAGCCCAGGAGCCGGAAAGGGAGCAGGAGUCCGACCUGCUCGACGACUCCAGCCCCGGCUCACCUUUUCAGUCCUCCACCGGCGCCGCCGCCGCUGCCGCCAAUCCUGUCCAGCGCAUUUUCUACAAUCGCAAGCCAACGUCGCAGUGGUGCGGCACGCUGCUGCUCCGCGACGAUCCCGGCGAGCAGUGGCACGUCUACGCCCUAACGGAGGACCGAAUGCGCCUGUUCAUGCACCGCCUGAUGCGCGAUCUCCUCCUGCUGCACUGCAACCUCACCUACCUGGGGGUCAACGAGCCCAGCCUGUCGGUCGCCGAUGCGAACCUCGAGCUGGAGAAGAGUCUGCAGGAGGAGUUGGAGGCCUGGAAACUGCUGCUGAAGCCGGCAGCCAGCGAGGAGGAGCGCCGCAAGCAGCUGACGCAUCUCUACAAGGUGCAAAUGGCCAGCGAUGUCCUGGCGUCCAUGAUAAUUAGCAAAACAGAGCCGGAUAAGGAGAAGCUUUCUAAGAUGACGAUUGGUUAUACUGAAGACCUUAAAGAGACCACCGCCUGUUGAUGAUUUUUUAAGAAACGUCAAACUUUAGAAGGCUUGGCUUAAUGAAAUGUCUGCGAAUUUUUAUAACAUUCCUUUACAAAGUGUUUAAAACAUUUAUUUUUAUACGAACAAUUUAUUGUAUUGCAUUCUUGUCAGAGUUUUACAUCUACAACUUAAAGCGUUUUUGAUCAGGAUCGGAAAAUUCCUAAAUAAAGUGUAUGCAUGAUUUGA